Molecule: messenger RNA, 883 nt
Organism: Drosophila busckii
Lineage: Eukaryota; Metazoa; Arthropoda; Insecta; Diptera; Drosophilidae
Product: superoxide dismutase [Cu-Zn]
Exons: 3
Coding region: 32-862 (276 amino acids)
Biological process (GO): removal of superoxide radicals
Molecular function (GO): superoxide dismutase activity; copper ion binding
Source: RefSeq, a predicted model, not a curated record
CUACUAUAAAAAGUUAAUUAAAUAAUUUGCAAUGCAAUUAAACGGCAUGUUCAACAAUAACCCAAUUCAGGCCUUAAUCAUAGUUCAACUUUUUAGCAUCAUUUUUGCGCCUGGUAGCGCACAAAGUGUGAUUGAUCGCCUGAGACCUGUGCCCGCCAAUCUCACACCCAAUGAUGACGUUAAAGUGGUGUCCGGCACCAAAGUGAAGCGCUAUGAGCGUCUAACUGUACCACUUGGUGGUCUUGGACCAGCCGCUGUGAUUGGUGGAGGACUUGGCGCUGGACUGCUUAGUCCUUUAAUACAUCCACAGCCAGCAUAUUUGGGUUAUGCAUAUCUGCCACAGUGGCAGGCUGGAGCCAAGAUGAUGGGAGAUGGUGAUUCGUCUGGUGCGAUGGGCAUGGUUACCUUUCAGCAGUUGCCCUACAAUAGUGACAUUAAGGUGACAAUUAACAUGACGGGAUUGCCGCCUGGAAAACAUGCCUUGCAUAUUCACACCUUUGGAGACCUCAGCGAGGGCUGCAAGUCAACUGGUGGCCAGUUUCCAAAUAAUUUUCUUGGCAAUCUGGAUGUGAAAGAUGACGGCAGCAUAUCGGCGGUGUUUAUGAGUAUUUAUCUACAGUUGUUUGGAUUUAAUGGAAUUGUGGGACGCUCCAUUGUUAUACACAGCAAGCCCAUCGAUCUAAACACAGCGCUCAAUGCGGAAGUAUUUUCAUCAUCCUUAGCAGUAAUGCCCAAUGCAUUGGCUUAUCAGAAUGAAGAAAUAUCCGUGGGUGCUCCCAUAGCCUGCGGUACCAUUAGCAUUAUGAGCACCAAUAUUGCAGCACCGGUUGUAAACCCGCCGCCAGCAGUGCCAGAACCUUAAUUUAUAAUGUAUGACUAUUCA